AUGCAGGUGUGCAGCAUGCUAGUGUGCAGCGUGUCGGUGUGUUGUGUGCCAGUGUGUACCAUGACGGUGUGCAGCGUGUCAGUGUGUAGUGUGCCAGUGUGUAGCAUGCCAGUGUGUAGCAUGCCGGUGUGCAGCUUGCCAGUAUGUAGCGUGCCAGUGUUAAGUGUGCCAGUGUGCAACAUGCAAGUGUGCAGCAUAUCAUUGUGUAGUGUGCCAGUGUGCACCAUGCCGGUGUGCACCGUGUCAGUGUGUAGUGUGCUAGUGUGCAGCAUGCCAGUGAGUGUCGUGUCAGUGUGCAGUAUACCAGUGUGCAGCAUGCCAGUGUGCAGCGUGUCGGAGUGUAGAGUUUCAGUUUGCAGCAUGCCAGUGUGCAGCGUGUCAGUGUAUAGUGUGCCAGUGUGCAGCAUGCCAGCGUUCAGGGUGUCAGUGUGUAGCAUGCAAGUGUGUGCAGCAUGCCAGUGUGCAGUGUUUCAGUGUGCAGCAUGCCAGUGUAAAGCUUGUCAGUGUGUAGCGUGUAAGUGUGUAGCAUUCCAGUGUUCAGCAUGCCGGUGUGCAGCGUGUCAGUGUGUAGCAUGGAAGUGUGCAGCAUGCCAGUGA
Molecule: messenger RNA, 597 nt
Organism: Procambarus clarkii (red swamp crayfish)
Lineage: Eukaryota; Metazoa; Arthropoda; Malacostraca; Decapoda; Cambaridae
Source: RefSeq, a predicted model, not a curated record